This is a messenger RNA of Syngnathus acus (greater pipefish), 948 nucleotides long. It is a transcript of the gene tpt1, whose product is annotated as tumor protein, translationally-controlled 1. The record is from RefSeq and is a predicted model, not a curated record. The transcript has 6 exons. Gene Ontology annotation, molecular function: calcium ion binding. Gene Ontology annotation, cellular component: cytoplasm. Lineage: Eukaryota; Metazoa; Chordata; Actinopteri; Syngnathiformes; Syngnathidae. Bases 130 to 636 code for a protein of 168 amino acids.
CACCCCUUCGAUGACGUCAACAGGAUGUAAAUAGUCCACAUUGUGGUCCGUUAGGCCUUUUUCUCUCCGGUCUGGUUUGGGGCGGCAGGUUUUUCUGUCUCGGGAAGAGUAAACACCAAAGCGGCAAAAAUGAUUAUCUACAGGUGUACCAUAAGCGGCGAUGAGAUGUUCUCAGACGUCUACCCAAUCAAGGAGACUCCCAUCUUCUACGAAGUGGAAGGAAAGUACGUCACCACCUCGAACGACAUCGACGACUCUUUAAUCGGUGCCAACGCUUCGGCUGAGGAGCAGGGGGAAACAUCAGAGGCGUCGGUGGAGUCUGGCGUGAACAUCGUCCUUUUCCACAAACUGCAGCAGACGAUCUUCGACAAGAAGGCUUACCUCACCUACAUCAAGGAUUACGUCAAGAGCAUCAAGUCAAAGUUAGUAGAAUCCAACCCCGAGAGAGUGGAGAAGUUUGUGGCCGACGCCAAUUCUGAAAUCAAAAAGAUCCUCCCGAAUUUCAAGGAUUUCCUGUUUUACACAGGCGAGUCUAUGAACGUUGACGGUAUGGUUGGAAUUCUGGACUACCGUGAGGACAAUGUCACACCUUUCAUGCGCUUCUUUAAAGAUGGCCUCAUCGCUGAGAAAUGUUAACUCCAUGGACUAAUCUGUCAACUGGCUGCCGCUUCUUCCCAAAUGCCCCAAGAGCAGAGGGCAACUUGCGCUAUAUUUACAUCAUGGCCCAUUGGACAAAAGUUUUUUUUCACUUUUUCUUUUGAAAUCACCAGUGUUUGACUUUUUUUUCGCAGUACAACUGAAGGAAUAUGUUCAAGGCUCCCAGAUUUGGACUUUUGGGAUGUUUUAGCAAAUACAACUCUGCUUUCCCUUCCACUCUGGGUUCAUAGUUGCAUUUGAAAUUCCAUCCACAUUGCUUUUAAGUUUAAAAUAAAUCUGAGUACCAUCUUC